GGUCAGGGGUUACGCGCGCCACGUGGUUCCGCACUCCACGUGCGGGAAGGCUUCGCUCACAGCUUCGCGUGGCCUGCGCGUGAUAGAAAGAGAAACAACUCCAGCGGAAAGGAUGAAACGACGAUCCAGUACCCACAAAGUGUCCGACAGUGAGAACGAGCGAGCUGAGGGCGAAAUCUCAAGCAAAGUGUUUGAGUGCCCUCCGGAUUUCGAGCAGGGUGCUUACAUUCCACUCGGCGGUCUCACGGUAGAAAGUGCCAAGGCCUCGUCCACUGAAAUAUGGCUCAUCCAGGCACCGACAGACUUCUCUCCACAGUGUUUGACAGGUAUGACGAUCCCGCUGGAGGGAUUCGAACGCGUGACUUCGGACAAGGAGAACAAGCACUACAGAAUCAUGAGCAGCUGUCGAGAGAUGCCCAAGACGGGCGUGGUGCUGCCUAUGGAGAAGGGAGGCAACUUGCAGUGGGCUCCAGUGUUGAAGGGAAUGAUCUCCGUCACCGAGGAGGCAGUUGGGAUGGCAAAUGGCAGUGGAAAGAUUCAUCCGGUUCCUGUUCCUCCUCCGCCGAGCAUCCCUGAGGGUCUCCGGCAGAGGUUUAAGCCCUUCGGAUACAGCCAGCCAGCCGGCGCUCAGGAGCACGUUGCGGACAGAAAAGAAACUACUCGGAAAAAAAGUAAAUUGGCCGUCGAGCCUGAAUUGGUGGUCAAGGAUGAACCCGAUGGGUGCAAACGGGCAAAGGACAAAAAAUCACGUGCAAAAUCUAGGGAUGAGACUGUGCCGGCCGCACCACUCGCUGUGCAGGUGAAAGUGGAACCCGAUGAGGGCGACGGCAAGGCUCACGGCAGGAAAAAGAAAAAGAAAAACAGAGAGAAGGACCGGGAGGUGGCGGCUCCAGUGGUUGUCGACGGCAGAAAUUUGACGGUGCGGGUCAAAGAAGAGGGCGCGGAAGAACGUAACGGUAAUGAGGAGAGUCCAGAAGCAGCAACGAGAAGCGGUGGAACCGAGUCGUCGUUGCUACGUCUGCAGGACGCGUCAGGAGAGAGCGAGGAGGGAGGGAAGGAGGAGCUUAAACCUAAGAAGAAGAAAAAGAAAAGCAAAAAGGAUAGGAAGGAAGUGGCACCACUGGCAGCUGUGGAGAUGAGCGAAUUGUCAGAAGGUGCGUGUGCAGCAGUGGAGAUCGAGCAGGGAUCGACUGAGUCUCGUUCCAGGAAAAAGAAGAAAAAGAGCAGAGACAAGGAGAAAACGGCCGUGGGGGAGGGAGUUUGUGCAGCGGACUUGAUCAAAAACGAGGCCGAUGACGGCGUAGAAGUGAAAACGGAGAUGGAAUCGUGGGAUCUGAUAAAGGAGGAGGCCGCCUCUCCCUCGGCGUAUCCCUGCGUAGUUCCCAAGGCAGAAGCGGAGCAGAAUGAGCCUUCCGUUCGGAGGAAGAAAAAGAAACGGCGAGAUAAGGACGCGGACGAUGCGGACGAUGCGGGGGGAGAGGGGCACUUGGCUGCGGGGACGACGAGCAGUCGCGGUGCGGUGGCGGGCGACGCAGGCGCGGCAGACGUCGAAGUGGCGGACGUAGCCGUUGACGACACGGAGCCGAAUCCGGUCAAACGAGAAGACGAGAAAGAGGCUCGGAAGAAGAAAAAGAAGAAGAAGAAAAUGAAGGAAGAGGAGGAGGAGAAGCACGUGGCGGUGAAGAGAGAGGAGCCUCCGAGCGAUGCAGCCGCUGUGGAUGAACACGCUUCGAAGAAGAGGUCUAAACACAAACAGUCGGAGGAGGAAAUUCCAGAUGCCGAUGUCGGUGAACGUGUUCACAAGAAGAAGAGGAAGAAAUGAGUGGUCGUUUAUUUCGUUUUUAAAUGUGAAUCAUGUUUGUCACCCGUGAUAAAAGUGGAUGUUAUAAUGACCUGUGUUCAGGAAUAACAUCGCAGCGGCAGAGCUUAGAUGCAGUGCAUAACUUGGGCCGACCCAAACAUGGUGUCUAACAUCUCAAGUUUAUGUUUGUUCUCUUUUAUUUUUCCCAGGUUGUAAUAAACAAUUGUAAUGAA
This is a messenger RNA of Lethenteron reissneri (Far Eastern brook lamprey), 2034 nucleotides long. RefSeq names its product RNA polymerase I subunit G (gene POLR1G). Gene Ontology annotation, molecular function: RNA binding. Lineage: Eukaryota; Metazoa; Chordata; Hyperoartia; Petromyzontiformes; Petromyzontidae. The record is from RefSeq and is a predicted model, not a curated record. Gene Ontology annotation, cellular component: RNA polymerase I complex. Gene Ontology annotation, biological process: transcription by RNA polymerase I.